AUGAGUGAUAUUGAUGAGGGGUCGCCAAGCCGCAAGUCACGGUCGCCGGAGCGCGACGACGACACAGUGCGGUCUCCUCGAAGAACCCAGCCACAGCCGAUCGACCGGCGCGGAGUGGGACAAGAAGGCAACGCGAGGCAUGUGCCAAGGGUGGUACCUUCUGCAGCCCCUGUAUCGGCUGCCGAGACGCCUCUGCCUACCGACACGCCGACAGCGACAAGCGUGGCUGAGGACAUCGACAUGGGAGAAGAUUAUGGAGUCCGUGUGCUGAACACGCCAGCUAUUCCCCAGCCGCCUUUGUUCAAGGGGUCAACGAAGACCGAACGUCGGGUGUUCAUGCGAGAGUAUCAGCAGUAUACCUCGCUGAUUGAGGCAUUGCAGUCGACCAGCCAGCGGCCGUUCCUGAUGCCUUCGCAUGGCGAUGUGAUUGAAGCCAAGUGGGUCGCCUGGUUCAUGGAAGCUCACAACGAAGAGCCGGUGGAGUUGGACGCGCUCAAGAGGUGUCUGCAAAUAGCCGUGCAGUUCGACAUGAAGAUCCUCGACGCAAACAGUCGAGUGAGUCGCAUGCUGGACAACCUGAUGCGCGCUCUCAAGAGUGGGUGCUGCAUCAAGAAGGAAAACUGGUGGUGGGGAUCAUAA
Aphanomyces invadans is the source of this 639-nucleotide messenger RNA. RefSeq lists its product as hypothetical. The transcript has 3 exons. Bases 1 to 639 code for a protein of 212 amino acids. NCBI's taxonomy places the organism in Eukaryota, Oomycota, Saprolegniomycetes, Saprolegniales, Verrucalvaceae. The record is from RefSeq and is a predicted model, not a curated record.